Messenger RNA from Stereum hirsutum FP-91666 SS1, 483 nucleotides. RefSeq lists its product as uncharacterized. NCBI's taxonomy places the organism in Eukaryota, Fungi, Basidiomycota, Agaricomycetes, Russulales, Stereaceae. The record is from RefSeq and is a predicted model, not a curated record. Bases 1 to 483 code for a protein of 160 amino acids. The transcript is spliced from 2 exons.
AUGGUGUUCGGGGCAAUCCCGGCAGGAGAGAACCUCACCGAGGAUCCGUUCGUCAUGUACGGCGACCCUAUCCAAUGGGUUGACAGAUAUAAGUACGUUGGAACAACUUUCUGCAGUACCCUCCGCGACAUCUUCACCAUCCACUAUGACCUGAAAGCCUUGGCCGCUCAACGGAUCGCGAACGUAACUCUUGCUGCGGAGUCCAUGACAGGGGCUCUCCCUCCGAAAGAGCGUAGUAUCGUUUACCUCGCACGGAUCGACGUCACUAUCAUAUCGGAAUACGACGUCGCCGUCGACGUCUCUGAGGCCAACCUCAAGAAGAUUCCCUACUCCGAAUCCGGUAUCAUGUCUAUCCGUCAUCGGCGCUUCCUCCUCGCUCUACGCACCCUACGCCACUUUGUGGCCCUCCCUGAUACACGACUCGUUCACUCCGCGUACCUUGACUCGUUAGAUCUAGCGAGAGUAGCUCUUCAUCCUAGCUAG